AAGGAAACAGGCGAUUUAAUCCUUCACAUCAUCCGUUCUCGACAUCAUGAUCCUCCAGACUACCAUCAGCAAUUCUCCACUUUCAAAUAACAUAAUCCGUGGUUGGAUUUGCCGACAGCCUUCGAGGAGAUGGGUUGGCGAGAGUUCACAGAGCUCUAGACGGGUUGGAGGCGGAUCCGUUUAAACUCGAUCGCACAAGAAGACGGUUUAGCCAGUCUCCAUCACCAUAUACAUCAAACCUAUCGGGCAUGACAACUCAAUCUGCGAGUCCUGAGCUUCCCAGCGACGAACAGCAACGAAGGGAGCAGCGGGAGCAAAGAUUCCAGUGACGACGGAAGCUUAUGGAUGAGUGCGCGGCCUCACUUCCUCUGCAGCGAUUCGAAGCCCAAAGAGAUGAAGAAGCGAGACGGUCUUGGAAUGCAGAUCCGCCCACGAAUUGGACGAGCGAGAGCCAUAUACCUAUCGGAGGUGCCGAAGAAGAGGCUAUUGAAACGGUCAAGAAGCGCUGGGUUGAGCAAGGCAUCUGGAAGGACAAGUGGGAUGAAAUGGCUGCUGGGCGGUAUAGGAAUAUUGGGCCGUGGAAGCAUGAAGAACCGCUCGAGCUGGAAUCUGAAUCAGAGAUGGACACAGAAGGAGAGUCCCCACCUCCUGCCUUCAGUAUUUUUGGUAUACCUCAGAAGCCGUCGCAGCCGAAACCCAGACGGCCGAGGAGUGAUGACGAGGAGCGGCUGAUUGCGGAGCGACGAGUCAUAUGGGAGCAGGAACGUGAGUCCUCACGUCCGUAUUAUCAGUUCAUCCAUUAGAUAUUGAAGGAGCACGAGCGAAUCCAUGGCGAAUACGCCAAUGGGCAAGGUGCUGAUGCUACUAACAUCAACACAGGGGCGUAUGAAAAUAUCAAGAACACCUGGAAAAAGCGAGGGAUUUGGAACGAAAGAUAGGGUAUACUACCUAGGAUGUCGUGGAAGCAUGAAGAACCUCUUGAAGAGGAGACCGUCGACAGUCUUGCGCCUACUCUAGCGAACCUGCUUGUGAACGGCAGCAGUGAAGCAGGAGAAGCUCCUCCUAGACGAAUUUUUGGGUUUACUCUUCUCGUCGAGAGGCAUAUAUCUGCAACAAGAAACACUCGUAGAUGGUUAAGCAAUUCCAAGUCCUCGCC
Molecule: messenger RNA, 1156 nt
Organism: Amorphotheca resinae ATCC 22711
Lineage: Eukaryota; Fungi; Ascomycota; Leotiomycetes; Helotiales; Amorphothecaceae
Exons: 1
Coding region: 342-803 (153 amino acids)
Source: RefSeq, a predicted model, not a curated record